CUGGCGACAAGAACCCAGCAACGAGAAUCAACAACAACAACAACUGAAUCCGCCAUAAAAAUAAAAGAAGACAUUUUACCGGUGGGAAAUACACACGUGGAACCAGAGGGUGAUUUCCAGCUCUUGUAAUGGCCACCUCAGGCUACGUAGGUGAGAUCCAGCCGGCAGCUCAACCCCAGGGAGCUGGUGUUACCGUCACACCAGGGCAAUCUGAUGCCAGCUCCACCCCUGCAACUGCCCCUCAGUUUCUGGCUGAGAUCCAGACUACUGUGGCUACUGCAACAGUUGUCACGCCCACAGGCCAAACUACUACCACUGAACAAGCCACUUCCAUCACCACUCAGAAGCCUGCAGCUGGUAGUCAAGCCCAGUCCACCUCACAGACCCAGCCAGCUCAGACUCAGUAUGUGACUGCAGAGAUCCAGGGCUCCCCCACACAGUCUGGAAAUGCUCAGAGCACUCCUCAAUACAUUGUUGUCACAGUCACAGAGGGCUCCCUUCACUCAAGUGACAGUGUGUCGGACUCAAGUCCCCCUCCAGCUGUGGUGCAGACAGGAGUUCCCACACAAGUUGUUCAGCAGGUACAGACAGCUCAACAGCAGAGGUCCGUGGUGCAGGCCACCUCUCAGAUAGCCAAGACUGAGCCAGGAACCCAGCUCAGUGUCACCAGUCUACAGCCUGUUCAUAUCAGUCAGGAGGUCCAGCAGCAGCUCACACCAGUGCCAGUCCAACAUGUGUACACCAAUCAAGUGCAGUAUGUGGAAGGAGCAGACACCAACUACACCACAAGCACAAUUCGCUCCAGCGCCUUUCCUUACACUGAUACACCCUUGUACACCCAGACCACAGCUACCCAGUAUUAUGAAGGUCAGCCAACAUCAGGCUCACAGGCUUCUACCCCUGGCACACCUCUGACCGUCUCAGUAACUGCUGGCACUACAGGGGGUGUAUCCAUGUUUGUGGCCCAGCCCACCAGUGCAGCAGGGGGAGGAGCCACAGUAGUGACCACGGGUGGCACCACCAACGGGGCAGGGGAUGGGGCAGGCACCAACGGUGGCGCAGCAGGCAGCUAUGUGAUCCAGGGGGGUUACAUGCUGGGCAGCAGCAGUGGAGGGGCAGCUGGCAACAGUCAGAACUACUCUCACACCGCCCGCGCCUCUCCAGCCACUGUGAGUAUUACAGAGGGCGAGGAGAGUAGCGUGCCGUCGGCAGACAAGAAGGUACAGUGGUUGCUGGACAACUAUGAGACAGCAGAAGGAGUGAGUCUGCCACGUUCCACCCUCUACUGCCACUAUUUGCUGCACUGCCAGGAGCAGAAACUAGAGCCUGUUAAUGCUGCCUCUUUCGGGAAACUCAUUAGAUCUGUGUUCAUGGGACUACGCACACGACGCCUGGGCACACGGGGUAAUUCUAAAUACCACUACUAUGGGCUGAGGAUCAAGGCAGGCUCAUCUCUUCUCCGUCUGAUGGAAGACCAGCAACAUCUGGCCAUGAGGCAGCAGCCCUUCUCACAAAAACAGAGGUUGAAGCCUGUGCAUAAAGUGGAAGGAAUGACCAAUGGCACAGCAUCAGGAGCAGGCCAGCAGCAGCAACAGCAGCAGGGGUCAGGGCAUGUGGACAUCAGCACCCAGGUUCAACAGUACCAGCAGUUCCUAGAUGCAUCCAGGGCUCUCCCGGAGUUCCCGGACAUCGACCUCCAGGGGAAGUCUCUGCCAGAGGGCAUUGAGCUGGAGCACAUUAAGAGCUUUCAGCUGCUGUACAGAGAACACUGUGAGGCCAUACUGGAUGUGAUGGUCAAUCUGCAGUUUACCCUGGUGGAGACACUGUGGAAGACCUUCUGGAGGUUUAGCCAGAGUCAGGCCGGAGAUGCCACGUUGGCUGUUCAUGACGAGUCAGAGAAGCGUCUCCCUAAGUCCUGCCUGGUGUUGCUGUGCAAGUAUGAGCCAGUGCUGCGCUGGAGCCGUGACUGCGACAACAGCCUGUACCAGGGCCUGGUGGAGAUCCUCAUCCCUGAUGUCCUCAGGCCCAUCCCCAGUGCCUUAACUCAAGCCAUCCGCAAUUUUGCCAAGAGUCUGGAGAGCUGGCUGACUAAUGCCAUGAUGAACAUCCCGGAGGAAAUGGUCCGCAUCAAGGUAACUUCAGCCAAUGCAUUUGCCCAGACACUGCGUCGCUACACCAGUCUGAACCACCUCGCCCAGGCUGCCCGAGCUGUCCUCCAGAACACGGCUCAGAUCAACCAGAUGCUCUCUGACCUCAACCGUGUCGACUUCGCGAACGUCCAGGAGCAGGCUUCAUGGGUGUGCCGGUGUGAAGACCGCGUUGUCCAGCGGCUGGAGCAGGACUUCAAGCUGACCCUUCAGCAGCAGAACUCCCUGGAGCAGUGGGCUGCGUGGCUGGAUGGUGUGGUCUCCCAGGUCCUAAAGCCAUACCAGCACAGCCCUGCCUUCCCUAAGGCUGCUAAGCUCUUCCUGCUCAAGUGGUCCUUUUACAGUUCCAUGGUAAUCAGAGACCUGACCCUGCGCAGUGCAGCCAGUUUUGGUUCUUUUCAUCUGAUCCGCCUGCUGUAUGACGAGUACAUGUACUACCUGAUAGAGCAUAGAGUGGCCCAGGCUAAAGGAGAGACCCCCAUUGCUGUAAUGGGAGAGUUUGCCAGUUUAGGUCGGGGUCUGAACCAGAUGGAUCCUGACAAAGAGGAGGAAGAGGAGGAGGAGGAGGAGAGCGAUGAGGAAGGUCAGGAGCUGUCCCUUCCCUCAGAUGGGGCCGUGCUAGGAGAGGAGUCUCUGGAGCCACCAGCCAAGCUGGCCAGAACUGACCAGAGAGUCCUGUUCAGCACUGGCUCAGCUGACAACUAACCACAGAGUAACACUGCUGGGUUGAUUAUAUUGGUCGUACAAACACGCAUAAAUGUACAAAGAACACUAAUUUAUAACCUUGAUACAUGUAUAUAGAUCUUGUAAAUGUGUGUGCACACUCUUGCUGCAUACUGUAAGUGUCCCACUUGUUUACGCACACAAACACACACACACACACACAAUCACAACACACGGUAUCUCAUUCAGUAACUGCUGCUGCCUGGAUGGCACAACCACCUGUUGGCACCACUGAUUCAAUAGAAAAUCACUGGCAUUGCAAUAGGAUGUGGCUUCAAAAACCAGACUCUGUUCAGUUGUAUGGAUUCUGUAAAAUUGAACUAAAGCCGGGCAUGUUUUUUUUUUCCUCUCAUUGCAUUGUAACCUGUAGCCUCGCUGAGAAACUUAUGCCCACUCAAUCAAAGUGAUCUUGAAAGUACUGUGAUGUGUGUGUGCUAAGCUAACUUCUACAGGAGGGGGGGAGGGGCGAGGGAGUGGACCUUUUGAUAGCUGAAUUUAGUUAUUACUAAUUCAUUCAGAAGGUUCCAGCAGGCAGUUGGGAUUUUGGGUGGGUUUGUCGUGUGUGUGUGUUUUCUGCCUGCUUCUAUGAGCACAGGGGUCAUACCGUUCUGCUGUUACUUCUGGAGGCUGACUGAACAUUGCUUCUCUAUGAUGGUGUGUGUUAACGUGUGUGUCUGGUUGUGUGGUUGUGAGUCAUGCAAAGUGUUUUCUGUAGAUAUUUUCUAAGGCAUUCAGUUUGUUUUUUUCUUUCUUUUGAUUUGGGAGACGUGUGUAGAUUUUCUUUGACUGUAUUCGCCUGUAAAGAAAACGUCGUGUUCUUGGAGUGCCUGUCGCAGCUGCUGCACACACACUUGUAAAGAUAAAGCUACGGCUGUGGAAUAGGGGCUCCCAUUAGUUGCUGCAAAAAAUCCUCUCUCAUUUAUUGAGCAUCUGGUUCCAUGAGAGAGGUACUGUAUGUGUCAUAUAUUUAUGUUCUAAGUGCUUCAUUCCUGUCCUUCUAAUAAGUUCCUCUGUUGCCUCAUUUUCCUUUGACUUAUCAUUUUCUUGCCUUAUUUCAAUAUAUUUUUCCAUGUGUGCCAAACCUGUUUGUUUUGAUCCCAGAUCCUGUUGUUUUUAAACUCUCUAUGUUUUAAGGAGGACUGUGCCUGAGUAAGAACGGUGAUAUACUUAUAUUCUGCUGUAUAUUUAUCCACUAUUUUGAAUUUUGUUGUCACUAAGUGAACCUCUUGUGCCGUGUAUGGUGCUGUGUUGUCACACAUUGUAAGCAACCUUUGUGUGCAUUAUUGAUUUGUGAUUGUACGUUCAGUUACCAAUCCUCUUUCAUACCUGAUGACUUUUCCACGAACAGGCUAAGGCCCUGCCUCUUUGCACAUAUUGACUGUUGUCUUUAAAACUCAGAGAGAGUUAAUUUCAAGUGUUUUUCCUUUCCUUUGAUGUUUUAGGUGUUUUUUUUUAUGGUGGGGUGCAGGUGUCAGAUUUCUCGCACCACUCAGUGUGGUUCAGAGAAUUUGGUGUGAGGUGAGAGAUCUCAUGGCUCUUUCUGCACAGUCCUCCACCAAUGCUCAUCUCCCUUAUCUCACUGCGUUUCCGCCCUCCUGCCAAUGGCUUUGUUUUGCUUCAAACAUCCAUAUUCUUAAACACUGUUCAUCAAGAUUAGUUGUUGCAGACAUGUCAUUUUUUGGAUUUUUAAAUACAGUGUCUUUAAAUAGCUGCAGUGCACGUCUUCAGCGGGCACUGCCAGCCUCAAACCAGCACAUCAUCCUUUAUAUGGAGUCUAAUGCUACCACAGCUGAGUACAUUAUCACUCCAGUCUUUUAAUGAUCUACAGCAUAUAGAAUGGCCAUUGUUUACCCAGUAAGAAAAAUGUUUAGUCAUUUUUUAUAGUGCAUUGUUUCUUAUGUACAAAACAAAUUGAGAAAAAAGAUGUUCAGUGGCAGUGUUUUAUGAAUUUGGUCUGCUAUAAGUAUGACUGUGCCUUUGGAGGUGGUAGAAUGCAAUUCAGAUGUUUUUAAUUUUAAAGAUAUAAAUUAAAACAUUUUUAAAAUUGCACUGCUGUUGAUUUAUUUUCUCACACUCAGGAAAACCGUCAGAGUUCUAAUCUUCCUGGGUGGCAGUCACACAAACGCAGUUGUCUGUGACCACUUCUGAUGUAAUGUACCAGAAAUGACAGUGGAACUGAAACCAACCUUACCGUCAGUCAUGUUUCUUUGAAACUAAAUGUUGGCUUGCUUGUGCAGGUAACACAAACAGAUCAAUUACACUGUCAAUUUUAAGUUAACCUAAAUCUGGGCACACAGUCACAGGUUUCUGAGAAUGCCUUCGGUUAUCUUUUUCAAAAGAGAUCGAGCUUUUGAAAAAGAUAAUUAUGACAUCUAGUGGUGAUUUAUCACAACUGUG
This is a messenger RNA of Toxotes jaculatrix (banded archerfish), 5267 nucleotides long. RefSeq names its product regulatory factor X, 1a (influences HLA class II expression) (gene rfx1a). Gene Ontology annotation, molecular function: DNA-binding transcription factor activity, RNA polymerase II-specific; RNA polymerase II cis-regulatory region sequence-specific DNA binding. Lineage: Eukaryota; Metazoa; Chordata; Actinopteri; Toxotidae. The transcript is spliced from 18 exons. Gene Ontology annotation, cellular component: nucleus. Gene Ontology annotation, biological process: regulation of transcription by RNA polymerase II. The record is from RefSeq and is a predicted model, not a curated record. The coding region runs from base 129 to 2852 and encodes 907 amino acids.